AUGGUCUCCCUCGCUCCCUUUGUCCUGAAGCGGCCUUGGCUGACCAAGAUGCUGACGCCCGCCGCCAAUUGGUACGCCAACGCUGCCGGAUACCGCCAGCUCGGUCUGAGAUACGACGACCUCCUCGAGGAGGAAAACGAAGCCGUCCAGAUCGCCCUCCAGCGCCUUUCUCCCAAGGAGGCCUACGAGCGCGUCUACCGCAUCCGCCGCUCUGUCCAGUGCAGCACCAUCCACAAGCUCCUCCCCAAGGACCAGUGGACCAAGCCCGAGGAGGACGUCCCCUACCUGCGAACCAUCCUGCAACAGGUCGAGGCCGAGCUCGCCGAAAAGGAUGCCCUCGACUCCAUGACCGUCAUCAAGAAGCACUAAAUCAAACGAAAAAAGAAAAUCUACCCACACAUUCAGAAAAUGAUGGAAUGAAACGCGCGAUACUGGGGCUCGGGGCGGGCAGCAGGCAGGAUCAAUCGGCGGCGGCGGCGGCGGCGAAGUGGAAUGUUUAUUGCUCAACGGCCUACACAGGUCCCUUGUAUUAAAAAGAAAGAAAAAAG
This is a messenger RNA of Trichoderma reesei QM6a, 548 nucleotides long. RefSeq lists its product as uncharacterized. The coding region runs from base 1 to 369 and encodes 122 amino acids. Lineage: Eukaryota; Fungi; Ascomycota; Sordariomycetes; Hypocreales; Hypocreaceae. The record is from RefSeq and is a predicted model, not a curated record. Gene Ontology annotation, biological process: mitochondrial electron transport, ubiquinol to cytochrome c. The transcript is spliced from 3 exons.